AUGCGAUUGCGAAGCGCAGACCAAAUGGGCAGCUGGCCGCUCGCUCCGGCGACCCGCCGCCUCCGGAGACCACACCUCGCCACCUUCUUCUCCACAGCGCCCUCCUCCCUCGGCUGUCCGCUCCACGCCGAGCUCGCGCGGCGCGGCGUCCCGGCGGCCGCCUCCCUCGCCCUCUACUCCCGCAUCCGCGAAGCCACCACGCCCACCCCAUUCACCUUCUCCCUCCUCCUCGCCGCCCUCGCCUCGUCCCCUUCCCCCAGCUGCACCGGCCUCGCCGCGCCCGUCGCGCACGCGCAGGCGCUCAAGUGCGGCGCGCUCGCGCACCCGGUCGUCACCAACUCCCUCCUCAAGCUCUACUGCGCGCUCGGCCACCUCCCCUACGCGCGCAGGGUGUUCGACUCGGGCGCCGCCCUGGACGUCGCCUCGUGGAACACGAUGGUCUCCGGGUACGGCAAGAGCGGCGACCUGCCCGCGGCGCGGGAGGUGUUCGGCAGAAUGCCGGAGCGGAACCUGGUGUCCUGGAGCGCGAUGAUCGACGCGCUUGUGCGUGCCGGGGUGUUCGGCGAGGCGCUGCGGGUGUUUGAUCGGAUGAUGUUCGAGGGUUUCAAGCCCGAUGUAGUGGUGCUGGUCAGCGCGCUCAAGGCGUGCGCGCAUCUUGGUGCGGUCGAGAGGGGUCGGUGGAUUCACCGGUAUCUUGAAACGGAGGGGGUUGCGGGGAGGGAAAGGAACGUUAAGGUCGAGACGGCGCUGGUGGACAUGUACUGCAAGUGUGGGUCCAUGGAGGAGGCUUGGUCUGUUUUUGACGGCGUUCACUGCCGCGAUCUUGUGCUCUGGAAUUCAAUGAUUGGAGGGCUUGCGGUAAAUGGCCACGGUGAGCGUGCACUUGAGUUGUUUCGAGUGAUGUCCGAGAAGGGUUUCAGGCCAAAUCAGUCGACGUUCGUUGCUGCAUUGUGCGCGUGCACCCACACAGGUCGUGUGGACGAAGGGAGGAGUAUUUUCAAGUCGAUGCGGUGCCACGGGAUCGAGCCACAGAGGGAGCACUAUGGGUGCCUAGCUGAUCUUCUUGGGCGUGCAGGUCAUGUCGAGGAGGCUGAGACUGUGUUGCUGGAUAUGCCAAUGGAGCCACAUGCGUCGCAAUGGGGUGCGCUGAUGUCUUCAUGCCGGAUGCACAAUGAUAUUAGUGUCGGCGAACGUGUUGGGAAGCGGCUCAUUGAGCUAGAGCCACACCAUGGUGGACGUUAUGCCGUUCUGUUCAACCUGUAUGUAGCCAAUGGUCGAUGGGAAGAUGCAAAAGCCAUUCGGCAGAUGAUGGUGGAGAAGGGAGCAAAGAAAGACACGGGUUUGAGCUUCAUGGAGUGAAAUGGUUUGAUUCCUUCAGCUACAAUUCGGACAAGGCACAUCUAAGACAAUUAGUUUUUCUCUGGAAAGCUGGUGAGAAGAUCCCAUCACAAUUUCUUCUGCACAAGCUUCAGUGUCAAGUGGCUGAAUUGGAUUGUUGCUUUGCUGGGCAACUAGCUCCACUAAGAUAAUUGUCAAUGAAGACCGCUCUGACCCUGUCCUGCAGAGGAGAAACCUGAGACACUGCCUUGGAAGACUGCUGGACAUGGCUCAAGAGGACAUGAUUCUUUCACAGACUGGCCCACAAAUCCUCAGGUUCAGAGCUUCCUUUUGCACCGAUGAUGUUAUCAUUUUCCUACGGCCACACUGGCAAGACCUGCGGGUCACUGUUGCUAUCCUAGACCUCUUAGGUGCUGCUACAGGCCUCGUCACAAACAUGGCUAAGAGGGACAAUAUUUUCCCCAUAGCCUGCCAGGACGUGGAUCUUACCUUGGCCGCCACUGUUUCUGAUUGUGCUGCAGCUGAUGCAAGAGCCAUUCAGCAGAUGAUGGUGGAGAAGGGAGCCAAGAAAGACGCGGGUUUGAGCUUCAUUGAGUGAAAUGGUUUGAUUCCUUCAGUUACACUCCGGACAAGGCACAUCUAAGAAAAUUAAUUAUUCUCUGGAAAGUUGGUGACAGGAUACCAUCACACCUUCUGCACAAGUGUUUCUUCUUCUGCUCUACUUCUGUCCUUGAUGCCUCCAUGAUAUCGUUAGCUCUUGGAAUCUUUGUGGUAUCACGAUGUUCUCCAUUUCAGCCAAUUCCAUGCACUAGCCCCGCUGAAGUA
Messenger RNA from Lolium perenne, 2163 nucleotides. The record is from RefSeq and is a predicted model, not a curated record. NCBI's taxonomy places the organism in Eukaryota, Viridiplantae, Streptophyta, Magnoliopsida, Poales, Poaceae.